GGUAUCGCCACUAGUUGGCGGUAAAGCGACAUUUUGCAAGCGAGAGAAACGCACGAAGAAAUAAGAAUCAGUUUACACAGCUCCAGUUAUGAGAAGUACCCUACAGAUCAAACAGAAGUCGUAAUCAUGGAUCAAAAGAAGAAACCCUUCGAUGUGACUGCUUCGUCGUUGGUGGACCUUAAAGCUGAACUGUACAGGAAGCAGGAACAAUUCAAACAGGAGAAACUUGGGCAAGAAAAUGCGAGUGCUGGGCUCAAAUCAAAAUCCAAAGUCAAGAAACCGAGUGUGUGGGGCAAACAAAACGCUGGUGUUUCAGCAAGAGCUGAAAAGGAUGCGGAGCAGCUGGCCGAGGAGCAGAUCAGUCUUGAUACAUCAAGACGCAAGUUGGAGGAGAAGGCCAAACUCUAUGAGCAGAUGGCAAAAGGAGACUUUCCAGAUGAAGAGACAGAGGGACUGUUUCUGGUUGACUUCACACAGAAGAUUAUUGACCAAAAGAGAGAAAUGCUCACACAGAAAGAAAUGGAGAGAGAUGACAAGGAAAGAGGCAGCUCUCCACCUAUACCCGCUCCUCAAAACCCAGAGGAGGAAUGGGUGGAUUAUGUGGACGCUUUGGGCCGAUCUCGAAGAUGCAUGAAGAAAGACCUGCCAGACUUUAAGAAAAUGGACCAAGAUCUUAAAGGAGAAGGAAAAGCCUCAUCUGGGAAGACUUUACUCUCCGAGGACAUGCGCCGGGAGCUACAGAGGCAGGAAUGGGAGAGGGAGGAAGAAGAGGCUAUGAAGAGGCCUGUUGGACCGAUCCACUAUGAGGACAUCAGAGCGCAAGAGGCUCGUGAGCUUGGUGUGGGCUACUUUGCUUUCUCUCAGGAUGAAGAGCAGCGCAGAAAGCAGAGAGAAACUCUGGACAUGCUCAGAGGCCAGACAACAGAGCAGCGCACUAAGAGGGGACGACUGAAGGAGAAGAGGCAGGCAGUGCUGCAGGCCCGGCUGGCCAAAGUGAGGCAGAGGAAGAUGAAGAAGGCCAAGCUGGAUGGCACAGAGGAAGAGGAGAGAGAGGAGGAGAAUGAAGGUGAGGAAGAGCAACGUGAAUCAACUGGACCCCCACUCCCACCAGAGGAUCCCCCAGAGGUCAGCAUAGUGAAGAAGGUGGAAGUGGAGAUCCAGGAGAGGAGGGACACGAAACCAGGAGUUCCUCAUGUCAGAGAAUGGGACAGAGGCAAAGAGUUCAUGUUCAGUGAGUGGAAAACUCGGUGCCGAGAAGAGCGUGAUUCAGAAUUUGCACCUCCCUCUGCAUAUUUUUCUGAUGAGAAGCGACAGAAACCAGUGAAGAUAAAGACUCGGGAGAAUAAAUCCAAAAUGUCCUUCCAGUGGACAAAGGGCCCAGGAGGAAUCUCUGAGGGCAAAGAGGAACCACAAACUACUUCUUUUCCACCUCAAAAAAAUCCUGCACUUCCUCCACAGCCCCAGAAUAUUUCACAGCCACCACCUUCUAACCCCCCUGCUGCUUCAGCCCCUGUGUCUGCUCCUCCUUUUAAUACCCAGUAUCCCCCUCCUCCAUUUUACCCCCCAUUUCCUCCUCCACAUCCUUCUCAGUUUGCAGGUCCACCUCACUUGCCUCCCCACUUUCUCCCACAGUAUUUUAACCAAUAUCCACCCCAGUAUGCACCUCUGAGCCAGUCUCAGCCUCAGCAGCCACCUCAGCCUGCAGACCACAGCCAGGUCCUGCAGCACCCCAAGACUCCUCCUCCUCAGACUCUGGAUGACAUGCUGUCCUUCUACAGGAAGUCAACCUGAGCUCUGAAAUAUCAUGUUUCAUGUGUAGUUGGUUCAUAUUGUGUGAGUGGCUCAGCUCUUGGACUAUAAUAUUAAAUAAAUAUCAGGUAUUUAUCUGGA
Messenger RNA from Monopterus albus (swamp eel), 1890 nucleotides. It is a transcript of the gene ccdc174, whose product is annotated as coiled-coil domain containing 174. Lineage: Eukaryota; Metazoa; Chordata; Actinopteri; Synbranchiformes; Synbranchidae. The record is from RefSeq and is a predicted model, not a curated record. The transcript is spliced from 11 exons. Gene Ontology annotation, cellular component: nucleus. Bases 127 to 1791 code for a protein of 554 amino acids.